Molecule: messenger RNA, 210 nt
Organism: Rangifer tarandus platyrhynchus (Svalbard reindeer)
Lineage: Eukaryota; Metazoa; Chordata; Mammalia; Artiodactyla; Cervidae
Source: the annotation of a GenBank genome assembly
AUGAAGACUCUUUUGCUAACUUUGGCUGCACUGGUCCUCUCAUCCCAGGUCAUUGCAGGCAGCACUGAAAAAUGCUGGAGUCUUCAUGGCAACUGCCGUGACACAUGUUCCAGGAAUGAAAAAGUAUAUGUUUUCUGCCUGAGUGGUAAACUGUGCUGUGUGAAGCCCAAGUUUCAGCCAAAUAUAUCGCCACAGUUAAUUAAAGCUUGA